UCGUUGAUCAUGCCCAGUCUCGUUGGCGUCCUUUUGUUCUCUUUUUUGCCCCCGUAUGAUACUCCGCAUGGAUUUCGAAAGAGCUCUGUCUUCGUUGUCGAGUUUGGAGGAAUCCACUUCCCAAGCAUGAAGUUCAAGCGACUCUACGGAUACCGGGCCCACUCAAGCCGUUCGUACGUUGUCUCGGGCUUGACAUCUCGGCUGUCCCCCCUUCUUUUCGACUACACUCAGGCUUUGGCGCAUUUACAACGUCACCCGUGA
Messenger RNA from Colletotrichum destructivum, 261 nucleotides. RefSeq lists its product as uncharacterized. NCBI's taxonomy places the organism in Eukaryota, Fungi, Ascomycota, Sordariomycetes, Glomerellales, Glomerellaceae. The transcript has a single exon. The record is from RefSeq and is a predicted model, not a curated record. Bases 10 to 261 code for a protein of 83 amino acids.